AUGCUGAGAUAUAAACAUUGGGUGUUUGUCGGUGCAGUGUUGCUAUUCGGUGGUUGUUAUGGACAAGUUGCACCCUUUUACCCAGCACAGUCAGAUCAGACCUCUGGGAGUUUGGUAGUAGCUGGUUCUAUUGGAAUUUUGUCCUUUGCAGCUAGCGCAGCUUUGGCUGCCAUGACUGGUCUGCAAAACACCAGAAUUCGCAACAUGCCAAAAGAACCAGACAUGACUUGCGAAGAUAAUCUUGCUGAAGAAAAAGAAAAAUGCGAGGAGGAGAAAAAAGAUAUAAGAGAUGGGGAACGAGCUGCACUUGAAAUAUUUAGAAAAACCAUACGAGGGACUUGUAAAGAAUGGGUGCCAUUCGCCGAACCUGACUGUAUAACUUGUUUGAAAUACUUUGAUGACGAAAUGGCUUGUAGCAGUGACGUCACAUGCAUCUUUGCAGACGGAGUUUGUUUGUUUGACACGUCUAAAGUUGAUGGCUAAACUCAUUG
Molecule: messenger RNA, 491 nt
Organism: Magallana angulata
Lineage: Eukaryota; Metazoa; Mollusca; Bivalvia; Ostreida; Ostreidae
Exons: 4
Coding region: 1-483 (160 amino acids)
Source: RefSeq, a predicted model, not a curated record